UGUGAGAGCGAGAGCGAGAGAGAGAGCUUGUGUGCUUGUGUGCUGCUCCUGCUAAGUUUACUUUGGUACUGCUACUGCAACCCGCCAACCCGCCAACCCGCCCGCUGCUGGAUGCCCCGCCAUCCGCAUCCGCCGCCCGCUCCCAACCUGACUUGACAGAUCCUGCCUCUCCCACCUCCCACCUUCGUCGUCGUCGCCCUCGACCUCGAAUACACAUCCGCCCCCCAUAUCGCCAUGGAUCCCGCCGCCGUGAGGUCCUUGCUAGCUGCCAGCUUGGAUCCCGAUGCCGACAACAGACGGCGCGCCGAGCUGCAGCUAAAACAGAUCGAGGAGCACCCCGGUUUUCUCGAUUGUCUGCUCGACAUCCUCCAGGCCGAGCAGGAUGCCAGCGUCCGCCUCUCCACCGUCAUCUACGUAAAGAACCGUGUCAAUCGCUCCUGGUACAACGCGGACUCGUACACGGCCGAGAACCCCACCACCCUCAUCGCCGAAGACGAAAAGGCGCGCGUCCGAGACCGCCUCCUGCCCAUCCUCGCCGCCUCCGAGGGCCUGGUCCGCCAGCAGCUCAUCCCCGUCCUCCAGCGCAUUCUUCAAUAUGACUUCCCCGCCCGAUGGCCGCGGUUUAUGGACUUCACCCUCGAGCUCCUCAACACAAACACCCCCAGCUCGGUCCUCGCCGGUCUGCAAUGUCUGCUCGCCAUCUGCCGCGCUUUCCGCUACAAGUCGAAUGACAGCGAUGACCGCGGACAUUUCGACAACAUUGUCGAGGCCAGCUUCCCCCGCCUGCUGGCCAUCUGCAAUGAGCUGGUGAACCAGGAGAGCGAUGAGGCCGGUGAGAUGCUGCACCUGGCCCUCAAGGCCUACAAGCACGCAACCUGGUUGGAGCUCGCUCCCUUCCUGCGACAGCACGACGUCACCAUCGCCUGGUGCACCGUCUUCCUCCAGACCGUCUCCAAGACUUGCCCCGCCAAUGCCAUGCAGGGUGACAAUUAUGAUCGCGAGAAGCACCACUGGUGGAAGGCCAAGAAGUGGGCUUACUUCAACCUGAACCGCCUCUUUAUUCGACACGGUAACCCCGCGAGCCCCGGCAAGGGCGACGAAGCCCUCCAAUUUGCCAAGGACUUCACCUCCAAGAUCGCUCCCGAGAUUCUCAAGCACUACCUGCAAGAGAUUGAGAAGUGGGUGGCCAAGACGUCCUGGCUCAGUCGCCCCUGCUUGUCUUAUACCCUCGUCUUCCUCGACGAGUCGGUGCGGCCCAAGGAGAUGUGGGUGCAUCUGAAGCCGCAUCUGACCAACCUGGUCACUCACUUCGUCUUCCCCGUCCUCUGCCUGACUGAGGAGGAUAUCGAGAAGUUCGAGGACGAGCCCGACGAGUACCUCCACCGAAAGCUUAACUACUUCGAGGAGGCAUCCGCUCCUGACGUUGCCGCCACCAACUUCCUGGUCAACCUGACCAAGAACCGCCGCAAGGAGACCUUUGAGAUUCUCACAUUCGUCAACGCCGUUGUCAAUGAAUACGAGCAGGCCUCGGAUGACAAGAAGAACCACAUUGCCAAGGAGGGUGCUCUGAGAAUGAUCGCCACCCUUGCCCCCGUCAUCCUCGGGAAGAAGAGCCCCAUCGCCGACCAGGUCGAGUACUUCCUCGUCCGCUACGUCUUCCCCGACUUCACCAGCUCACAGGGCUAUCUCCGAGCCCGUGCCUGCGACACUAUUGAGAAGUUUGAGCAGCUCAACUUCCAGGACCAGAACAACCUCCUCACCAUCUACCGUCACAUCCUGGACUGUAUGGCUGACCCGGCGCUCCCCGUCCGUGUCACCGCCGCCCUUGCUCUGCAGCCCCUCAUUCGCCACGAUGUCAUUCGCACCAGCAUGCAGCAGAACAUCCCGACCAUUAUGCAGCAGCUGCUUAAGCUGGCGAACGAGGCCGAUAUCGAUGCCCUGGCCAAUGUUAUGGAGGACUUUGUCGAGGUCUUUGCCACUGAAUUGACCCCCUUCGCCGUGGCCCUGAGCGAGCAGCUUCGCGACACUUACAUGCGAAUUGUCCGUGAGCUUCUCGAGAAGGAGAGCAAGGUUGGCGAUGAUGGCGAAGUCUACAACGAGUACGACGAUAAGAGCAUCACCGCCCUUGGUGUUCUGCAGACCAUCGGCACUCUGAUUCUUACCCUCGAGAGCACCCCCGAUGUCCUACUUCACAUCGAGGCUGUUCUCAUGCCCGUCAUCAAGGUUACCCUAGAAAACAAGCUCUAUGAUCUCUACAACGAGGUUUUCGAGAUUAUCGAUAGCUGCACUUUCGCUGCCAAGGCCAUUUCCCCCACCAUGUGGCAGGCCUUUGAGCUCAUCCACACCACCUUCAAGGCCGGCGCCGAGUACUACCUGGAGGAUAUGCUUCCUGCACUUGAUAACUUUGUCCAGUUUGGUGCUCCUCAGCUGGCCCAGAAGCCCGAGUACACCCAGGCUCUCUACUCGAUGGUCGCUGAUAUGUUCACGGAUAGCAUCCAGGGAGGCGUCGAGAGGAUAUGUGCUUGCAAGCUGGCUGAGGCCAUGAUGCUCAGCCUGCGUGGCCAGAUCGACAGCUGUGUCGAGGGCUUCAUCAACAUGGCCAUGAACAUUCUGGCCAGCCAGGACGUCAAGAUCAAGAGCUACCGCAUUCACUUGAUGGAGAUGGUCAUUAACUCCAUCCACUACAACCCCCUUCUCACCCUCCAGGUCCUUGAGACCAAGGGUUGGACCAACCGCUUCUUCAGCCUGUGGUUCGGCAGCAUGACCUCCUUUACUCGCGUCCACGACAAGAAGCUCUGUAUCGUGUCCAUCUCUGCUCUGCUCAACCUCAACCACGAGCAGGUUCCCGCCAGUGUCUCGGUUGGUUGGCCGCGAUUACUCCAAGGCAUCACCGAGCUGUUCCGAACUCUCCCCAAUGCCAUGAAGAACCGCGAGGAGGCUCUCCGAGAUGAUUUCCACCUCGAGUCCACCUACGACUAUGGUGAAGAGGACGAGUGGGAUGACGAUGAGGCCAACUGGAACGCAGAAGAGGAGUCUGCCGAGGGCGAGACCGGCGAGUCCAAGGACGAAAGCACCGCUUACCUGGAAUUCCUGAAUGAGGAGGCCCAGAAGUUCAGCCGUGCGAUUGAUGAUGUUGAGGAAGAUGAUCUCGGCGAGGACAGCGUCCUCCUCGAGUCUCCCCUUGACAAGAUUGAGCCUUAUCAGCUCUUCCGCGCUACCCUGUUGAAAAUGCAACAGGAGCAGCCCCAGUUCUAUGCCACCCUGGCUGGUCACCUUUCUGCCGAUGAUCAGACUGUGAUCCAGGGCGUCAUGGUCAAGGCUGAUGAGGUCGCUGCCCAGCAGGCUCAGGCCCUCGCUGCUCAGCAGGCUGGUCUUACUGGCGCCCCUGGUGCCGUUAAUGGCGGUGCCAGUUAAGUUAGUUAUCAGCGAUCAACGACAGGAGAAUGAGUGGCAGGAUUCGUUUACCCCUUUUUAUAUCCCCU
Ilyonectria robusta is the source of this 3482-nucleotide messenger RNA. RefSeq names its product armadillo-type protein. Gene Ontology annotation, cellular component: nuclear envelope; cytosol. The record is from RefSeq and is a predicted model, not a curated record. Gene Ontology annotation, biological process: protein import into nucleus. Lineage: Eukaryota; Fungi; Ascomycota; Sordariomycetes; Hypocreales; Nectriaceae. The transcript has 9 exons. Bases 235 to 3414 code for a protein of 1059 amino acids. Gene Ontology annotation, molecular function: small GTPase binding.